AUGCUGCUCACCAGGGCGGCUGCUCGCCAGCCCUUCACCUCACCACUGGCCAUCCGAUCAUUCACCACAUCCCGCUUCGCCCUGGACGACUCUGCACCAGUCCGCCGAAGUCCCCUCAUAGGCAACUACACUGCCCCUAAGCGCUCGACGCUCAAGCCCGACCAGACACCACCCGUCUCAACAGAGCACCCCCGAGCCAGCCAACCUCCCCACCCAAGCCGCGCUCCCACCUCCAGCGCCGAGGUGCCCCCCAACGCCGACCUUCCUCCACCACCUCCUCCUCCUCCCGCCGCUGAGGGCGCUUCUCCCGCCACCCAGGACCUCUCUACCAGCUCUCCCUCGCACGCCUACGACGUCAACGCCCCGCUGGACCUCAAGCAGCUCCUCAACAACGCCUACAACAACUACGCCCUCCAGACGGGCGUAGCGACCCGCAGCGGCACCCCAACAGAGAACGUGUACGCCAAGCCCGUCACGGGCAAGACCGUCUUCCUCGAGGGCCGGUACGGCGGCGCGCAAAAGGCGGGCAACCCGGCCGGGGCCUUCCGGGUGCUCGACCGCCUGGUGAAGGAGCAGAAGGUCAAGCGGCUCUUCAACCAGCAGCGGUUCCACGAGCGCAAGGGCAUGAAGCGGAAGAGGCUCAGGAUGGAGAGGUGGCGGUUCAGGUUCAAGGACGGGUUCAAGGCUGCUGCCAGUCGGGUUCUGGAGCUCAAGAAGCAGGGGUGGUAA
This is a messenger RNA of Clonostachys rhizophaga, 729 nucleotides long. NCBI's taxonomy places the organism in Eukaryota, Fungi, Ascomycota, Sordariomycetes, Hypocreales, Bionectriaceae. The record is from the annotation of a GenBank genome assembly.